This is a messenger RNA of Lates calcarifer (barramundi perch), 1216 nucleotides long. It is a transcript of the gene smim12, whose product is annotated as small integral membrane protein 12. The record is from RefSeq and is a predicted model, not a curated record. The transcript has a single exon. The coding region runs from base 1 to 276 and encodes 91 amino acids. NCBI's taxonomy places the organism in Eukaryota, Metazoa, Chordata, Actinopteri, Centropomidae.
AUGUGGCCUGUAGUGUGGACGGCGUUGCGGACCUAUGCUCCUUACGUCACCUUUCCUGUUGCCUUUGUGGUUGGAGCAGUGGGCUACCACCUGGAGUGGUUCAUCAGAGGGACCCCCAAACCUCGAGAGGAGGAGAAGGGCAUCCUGGAGCUGAGGGAGGAGAGGAAGCUACAGGAACAAGUGGGUAUGGACAGCACGCAGGUGCUUAGCCUGAAAGAAAGACUGGAGUUUACGCCCAGAGCAGCUCUGAACAGGAACAGACCUGAAAAGAGCUAACUGUUGGUGGUGGUGGUGGUAGAGACUCGUGUUUGCCCUCUCACAGCAGAAGGAUAGCGCACUGGGAGCAAAGGGGGUGAACCAGAGGGCAAAAAACACCUAUUCUUCCAACUCAACUCAGCCAUAAAUCCUCACUUCUGGCCACCCAAGAGCAUCAGCUUACCUGUGUUAAUGUCAGACACUGUAUAGAAUCAGGAGGGUAAUUCAGAAAACACAUACUUGUUUUUUUUUUUUUUAUCAAGUCUGACCUUCCCCUUGAUGUUGCACAUGCUUGCAUUGAUUCCCUAACUAAAGCAAGUCACUGUACUUAAAACACCUUAAAUAUGGAACCUUUGGGUGUUUCGGCUUUGAACUGACUACAAGGUUCGAUGCGAUUGUUGUCUGUUUGUCCUCGGGCUCAAGGAAAAGAGGACUAUUGCCGUUUUAUUUAAAUCUAGUAGUGGCACUGACACAGAUUUUAUUGUGACUUAAUUAUACCAUUUCUUUGUUUCCUGCAUAAAAAUAACUUUCAUGUCUCAAGCCUGUCACACACAAGUGUUUCUCCUUCAGUCUUUUCUUUAUGUUAAGAAGGAAUGUCUGAUUGUGAACAUAAAAGCAGAGGAAGAAAGACAGGUCUUUGUUGUAGUUCUUUUUAUCUCGUGACUUUUGAUGGUAUGUGGCAAAAUAAGCCAGCAGCGUGGGAGGUCUCUCAGGAAGUUUAAGCUGCUUAGUCCUUUUGUUUGGAAUAUCUAUACAAUACUUUCAUUUUAGAAUGUCCGGAUUACUUGCACACUUAAAGUUUUAAUUGUGUGUGUCACUGAAAAUGUGAUCAAUAAAAGAAAUUUGUGUUUGUAUGCUCAAAGUGUGUGCCCAAUUGACCAUUCAGUUAAUGUCAAUAAUUGUCUGAGGGAAAUUUUCUCUAGAAACGUAGUAAUAAAACUUGAAGUUUCAUUUUCUGUCA